Messenger RNA from Aureobasidium pullulans EXF-150, 1629 nucleotides. RefSeq names its product malate synthase. Gene Ontology annotation, molecular function: malate synthase activity. The coding region runs from base 1 to 1629 and encodes 542 amino acids. The transcript has 4 exons. Lineage: Eukaryota; Fungi; Ascomycota; Dothideomycetes; Dothideales; Saccotheciaceae. Gene Ontology annotation, biological process: glyoxylate cycle. Gene Ontology annotation, cellular component: peroxisomal matrix; cytoplasm. The record is from RefSeq and is a predicted model, not a curated record.
AUGGCGAGCCAAGAACAAAUUCUCCGUGAGGUCAACAUCCUCGGACCUCUCAAUGAGCAGACUCGCAAGGUCAUCUCCAAGGAGGCUACCGUCUUCCUGGCCCUUCUCCACCGCACAUUCAACAAGACUCGCAAGGAACUGUUGCAACGACGCGAAACCCGCCAGGCCGAGCUCGACGCCGGCAAGCUUCCCGACUUCCUCCCUGAGACCAAGCACAUCCGCGACAGCGAUGCAUGGAAGGGUGCACCACCAGCACCCGGCCUUGCCGACCGCAGAAUCGAGAUCACUGGUCCUACCGACAGAAAGAUGGUUGUCAAUGCCCUGAACUCGGAUGUCUGGACAUACAUGGCCGACUUUGAGGACUCAAGUGCACCUACCUGGGACAACAUGAUCAACGGUCAGCUCAACCUUUACGACGCCAUCCGCAAGCAGGUCGACUUCAAGCAGGGUGAGAAGGACUACAAGCUCCGUACCGACCGCAAGUUGCCCACACUCAUCGCUCGUGCCCGUGGUUGGCACUUGGAGGAGAAGCACUUCACCGUCGACGGCGAGCCCAUCUCUGGCUCCUUGUUUGAUUUCGGUCUCUACUUCUUCAACAACGCACAGGAGCUCGUCAAGAGAGGAGCCGGCCCAUACUUCUACCUCCCCAAGAUGGAGAGCCAUCUUGAGGCAAGACUCUGGAACGAUGUCUUUAACCUUGCCCAGGACUACAUUGGCAUGCCCCGUGGUACCAUCAGAGGUACUGUCUUGAUCGAGACCAUCAUGGCGGCCUUCGAGAUGGACGAGAUCAUCUACGAGCUCCGUGACCACUCUUCAGGUCUGAACUGCGGCCGUUGGGACUACAUCUUCAGCACCAUCAAGCGUUUCCGCCAGAACCCCAACUUUGUCUUGCCUGACCGUUCUGCUGUCACCAUGACUUCCCCUUUCAUGGAUGCUUACGUCAAGCUUCUGAUCAAGACAUGCCACCGCAGAGGCGUCCACGCCAUGGGUGGUAUGGCUGCUCAAAUUCCCAUCAAGACCGACAAGGAGGCCAACGACAAGGCUAUGGCUGGUGUUCGUGCCGACAAGCUCCGCGAAGUCAAGGCUGGUCACGAUGGUACCUGGGUUGCUCACCCCGCCCUUGCCAGCAUUGCUGCCGAGGUCUUCAACGAGCACAUGCCCACGCCUAACCAGCUCCACGUACGCAGAUUGGAUGUUAACAUCAAGCAAUACGAUCUCCUCAACAUGAACGUUCCCGGCCAGAUUACCGAGGACGGUAUCAGAAAGAACCUCAAUAUCGGUCUCGGUUACAUGGAGGGCUGGCUCAGAGGAGUUGGCUGUGUCCCCAUCAACUUCUUGAUGGAAGACGCUGCCACUGCCGAGGUCAGCAGAAGUCAACUUUGGCAAUGGUGCAAGCACCAGGUCAAGACGGCCGAAGGGCAGACGAUCAACAAGGAGUACGCACUUAAGCUCCUCCACGAGCAGGCUGAGGAGCUCGGGUCCAAGGCACCAAAGGGCCACAAGUACCAGUUGGCAGAGAAGUACUUUGCCACUCAGGUGACUGGCGAGCAGUAUGACGAGUUCUUGACAUCGUUGUUGUACGACGAAAUCACGACUGUGGGUAGCCCCGCCCCUGCCUCUAAGCUUUGA